Messenger RNA from Macaca mulatta (Rhesus monkey), 4974 nucleotides. RefSeq names its product MER proto-oncogene, tyrosine kinase (gene MERTK). Gene Ontology annotation, cellular component: plasma membrane; signaling receptor complex. The record is from RefSeq and is a predicted model, not a curated record. Gene Ontology annotation, biological process: protein phosphorylation; multicellular organism development; positive regulation of kinase activity. Gene Ontology annotation, molecular function: protein binding; ATP binding; transmembrane receptor protein tyrosine kinase activity. Lineage: Eukaryota; Metazoa; Chordata; Mammalia; Primates; Cercopithecidae.
AGACCCAUAGGAUAACAAUCGCCCUUCCAGUUUGGUGUUAUCCUGUGGGCCUAAGGAUGCAUGGAGCUGACACCACACUGAUUUUGCUUUUGCUGUCGGUGUAAGUAAUAACCUGUCUAAAUCCAUCUGGGCUGCUUGUCUCCUUCCCGUAGCCAAAUCUACGGGAAGUGUCUAGCCAGUGUAGGGUCAAGGGACUGCUUGACAAGAGACCAAAGUAAAUGGAAGAGGCGUAAGGAGGUGAGGCCAAAGAGGAAAGGGGACCAGGUCACACAGAACCUCGGAGGUCACUGCAGAACCUUGGCUUAUGCGGAGAGACAGCAGGAACCACUGAUAGGUUUGGGGAGAUUUGAGCAGAGGGACAUGAUUUGGCUCAUGUUACAUUGUUAAAGGGACCACCUUAAAAUACAUUCAUUCUAAAAGUGUUACCUUUAAGAAACUAUGUAUAUAAAUUAAGUUACUGUUGCCAUUAUUAGUAUAAGUAGUUACAUUUCUCUUACGAUUCAUUCUCUGCUACUGCCUCUUGGACCCUGCACACCUUGUGGAGGUCCAUGAGAGUAACGUGCUGUGGUUUCCCCUCUCCCAACUCCUGCUCUGCACUUUGUCAUUCACUUUCAUCUCCCUCCUUGAGUGUCACCUCUCUCUGGCUCGUCAAGAAGCCACAGCAAAGCGUCCUUCCCCAGGAACCCCUCCCCCAGGGGCGGUGAGCUCCUCGACGCCAGGGCAGUGUAGCGCACCUCGGGCCAGGUACCCAGGAGGCGCUCGACGGGAGCGGAAUGGAUGUGGAGGAGCGCUCGGCAGGGAGCGCUGCCGCCGUGGCCUUGGCCUCUGGGAGCGGCGCUGCCAGGGUUUUCUGUGUCAGCCAAGCCUGGAAUGCGGGGGCGCCUCUGGACCCUCCUCUUGGGUCUGGGGGCUGCCUCGGGCAUCCUCCACUCCUCUCCCACCUUCUGUCCUUCCCUAUCUCCCACCCACAGGUGUGGGGCUCCAGACCCGCGCAGCGGCCAGAGCCGUCUCCUCUGGACCUCCAGCCCGCCCUUCCCCUUCACUUCUCUCUCCAGCUCCCUCCUGGUCUCUCAGCCCCCUCCCCUUCCUCUCCUCCCAGCUCCCCGCCGUGCGCCCCACGGUGGCCUUCGGCCCGCCCCUCCUCUCCAACCCCCUCCCUUUCCCCUUUACGCCCCUCCUCCCCCUCGUCCUCCCACCCCCUCCCACUCCAACCUGCGGGACCCGCCGGGACUCGCCCCCCUGCCCGCCCCUCUCCUCUAGCCCUGGUCGGCCUCGGCUCGGCCCCCGGCCCGCCCCUUCCAGCCCUCGGCACCACCCGCCGGCCGCUGGGCUCCACCACUCUGCACUCGCUGCCGGGGCCGCCUGGACAGGGAGCUUCGCUGGCGCGCUUAGCCGGCGACAGGGCAGGUUCGGGACGUCCAUCUGUCCGUCCGUCCGGAGAGAAAUUACAGAUCCGCAGCCCCGGGAUGGGGCCGGCCCCGCUGCCGCUGCCGCUGCUGCUGGGCCUCUUCCUCCCCGCGUUCUGGAGUAGAGCGAUCACUGAGGCAAGGGAAGAAGCCAAGCCUUACCCGCUAUUCCCAGGACCUUUGCCAGGGCGCCUGCAAACUGACCACACAUCGUUGUUAUCCCUUCCUCACACCAGUGGGUACCAGCCUGCCUUGAUGUUUUCACCAACCCAGCCUGGAAGACCAUAUACAGGAAAUGUAGCCAUUCCCCGGGUGACCUCUGCCGGGUCAAAGCUCCUACCGCCUCUUGCCUUCAAACAUACAGUUGGACACAUAAUACUUUCUGAACAUAAAGAUGUCAAAUUUAAUUGCUCAAUCAGUGUACCUAAUAUAUACCAGGACACCACAAUUUCUUGGUGGAAAGAUGGGAAGGAAUUGCUUGGGGCACAUCAUGCAAUUACACAGUUUUAUCCAGAUGAUGAAGUUACAGCAAUAAUCGCUUCCUUCAGCAUAACCAGUGUGCAGCGUUCAGACAAUGGGUCGUAUAUCUGUAAGAUGAAAAUAAACAAUGAAGAGAUCGUGUCUGAUCCCAUCUACAUCGAAGUGCAAGGACUUCCUCACUUUACUAAGCAGCCUGAGAGCAUGAAUGUCACCAGAAACACAGCCUUCAACCUCACCUGUCAGGCUGUGGGCCCGCCUGAGCCUGUCAACAUUUUCUGGGUUCAAAACAGUAGCCGUGUUAACAAACAGCCUGAAAAAUCCCCCUCCGUGCUAACUGUUCCAGGCCUGACGGAGAUGGCAGUCUUCAGUUGUGAGGCCCACAAUGACAAAGGGCUGACCGUAUCCAAGGGAGUGCAGAUCAACAUCAAAGCAAUUCCCUCCCCACCAACUGAAGUCAGCAUCCAUAACAGCACUGCACACAGCAUUCUGAUCUCCUGGGUCCCUGGUUUUGAUGGAUACUCCCCGUUCAGGAAUUGCAGCGUUCAGGUCAAGGAAGUUGAUCCACUGAGUAAUGGCUCAGUCAUGAUUUUUAACACCUCUGCCUCACCACAUAUGUAUCAAAUCAAGCAGCUGCAAGCCCUGGCUAAUUACAGCAUUGGCGUUUCCUGCAUGAAUGAAAUAGGCUGGUCGGCAGUGAGCCCUUGGAUUCUAGCCAGCACGACUGAAGGAGCCCCAUCAGUAGCACCUUUAAACGUCACUGUGUUUCUGAAUGAAUCUAGAGAUAAUGUGGACAUCAGAUGGAUGAAGCCUCUGACCAAGCGGCAGGCUGGAGAACUGGUGGGCUACCGGAUAUCCCAUGUGUGGCAGAGUGCAGGGAUUUCCAAAGAGCUCUUGGAGGAAGUUGGCCAGAAUAACAGCCGAGCUCAGAUCUCUGUUCAAGUCCACAAUGCUACGUGCACAGUGAGGAUUGCAGCCGUCACAAAAGGGGGAGUCGGGCCCUUCAGUGACCCCGUGAAAAUAUUUAUCCCUGCGCACGGUUGGGUAGAUCAUGCCCCCUCUUCAACUCCAGCGCCUGGCAACGCAGAUCCUGUGCUCAUCAUCUUUGGCUGCUUUUGUGGAUUUAUUUUGAUUGGGUUAGUUUUAUACAUCUCCUUGGCCGUCAGAAAAAGAGUUCAGGAGACAAAGUUUGGGAAUGCAUUCACAGAGGAGGAUUCUGAAUUAGUGGUAAAUUAUAUAGCAAAGAAGUCCUUCUGUCGGCGAGCCAUUGAACUUACCUUACAUAGCUUGGGAGUCAGCGAGGAACUACAAAAUAAACUAGAAGAUGUUGUGAUUGACAGGAAUCUUCUAAUUCUUGGAAAAAUUCUGGGCGAAGGAGAGUUUGGGUCUGUAAUGGAAGGAAAUCUUAAGCAGGAAGAUGGGACCUCUCAGAAAGUGGCAGUGAAGACCAUGAAGUUGGACAACUUUUCACAGCGGGAGAUCGAGGAGUUUCUCAGUGAGGCAGCGUGCAUGAAAGAUUUCAGCCACCCAAAUGUCAUUCGACUUCUAGGUGUAUGUAUAGAAAUGAGCUCUCAAGGCAUCCCAAAGCCCAUGGUAAUUUUACCCUUCAUGAAAUACGGGGACCUGCAUACUUACUUACUUUAUUCCCGAUUGGAGACAGGACCAAAGCAUAUUCCUCUGCAGACACUACUGAAGUUCAUGAUGGAUAUUGCCCUGGGAAUGGAGUAUCUGAGCAACAGGAAUUUUCUUCAUCGAGAUUUAGCUGCUCGAAACUGCAUGUUGCGAGAUGACAUGACUGUGUGUGUUGCGGACUUCGGCCUCUCUAAGAAGAUUUACAGCGGCGAUUACUACCGCCAAGGCCGCAUUGCUAAGAUGCCUGUUAAAUGGAUCGCCAUAGAAAGUCUUGCAGACCGAGUCUACACGAGUAAAAGUGACGUGUGGGCAUUUGGCGUGACCAUGUGGGAAAUAGCUACGCGGGGAAUGACUCCCUAUCCCGGGGUCCAGAACCAUGAGAUGUAUGACUAUCUUCUCCAUGGACACAGGCUGAAGCAGCCCGAGGACUGCCUGGAUGAACUGUAUGAAAUAAUGUACUCUUGCUGGAGAACCGAUCCCCUGGACCGCCCCACCUUUUCAGUAUUGAGGCUGCAGCUAGAAAAACUCUUAGAAAGUUUGCCCGACGUUCGGAACCAAGCAGACGUCAUUUACAUCAACACACAGUUGCUGGAGAGCUCUGAGGGCCUGGCCGAGGGCUCCACGCUUGCUCCACUGGACUUGAACAUUGACCCUGACUCUAUAAUUGCCUCCUGCAGUCCCCACGCUGCCAUCAGCGUGGUCACAGCAGAAAUUCAUGACAGCAAACCUCAUGAAGGACGGUACAUCCUGAAUGGGGGCAGUGAGGAAUGGGAAGAUCUGACUUCUGCCGCCUCUGCUGCAGUCACAGCUGAAAAGAACAGUGUUUUACCCGGUGAGAGACUUGUUAGGAAUGGGGUCCCCUGGUCCCACUCGAGCACGCUGCCCUUGGGAAGCUCACUGCCUGAUGAACUUUUGUUUGCUGACGACUCCUCAGAAAGCUCAGAAGUCCUGAUGUGAGGAGAGGUGCGGGGAGACAUUCCAAAACUCAAGCCAGUUCUUCUGCUCUAGGAGAAUCCAGUUGUAUCUGAUGUUUUUGGUAUUUGUCUUCCUUACCAAGUGAACUCCAUGGCCCCAAAGCACCAGAUGAAUGUUGUCAAGUAAGCUGUCAUUAAAAAUACAUAAUAUAUAUUUAUUUAAAGAGAAAAAAAUAUGUGUAUAUCAUGGAAAAAAACAAGGAUAUUUUAAUAAAACAUUACUUAUUUCACUUAUCUUGCAUAUCUUAAAAUGAAGCUUCAGCCGCUCCUUGAUAGUAACAUUUGUACAGAGCUGAAGUUGCUUUUUCAAGUUCUUUUCUUUUUCAUGACUAUGAAAUGUAAAAAUAUUUGUAAAAUGAAAUGCCAUGUUUAACUUAGCUUCUGGUCUUGAUGUAUUUGAUGAGAAUGAUUCAUUCAAUGUUUAAAGUUUUAUAACGGAUUAAUUUUCUGAUAUGGCUUCCUAAUAAAAUAUGAAUAAGGAAGGA